GUCCUCAUUUGCGUGUUUCCUGCCUGUGCUCAGCCUCAGUGCGUGUCCGGAUUUCCAUACAGGUGCGUCCUCGGCUCCAGCUCCUCGUUUGACUGUCAAAGCAGGCGGCGCGGCUUCUUCUCUCCUUCUCUCCGCCCUGCGCAUCCCGCAUCCAGUCGCUACCAGAGAGGAGCGCAGGGGAGUGCCCUGCACCGCGGACAGCCGACACACACGCAUAUACACACACAUACAGCCUCCUCCUCCUCCUCCUCCUGCACUGAAGCCGGACUCCUCUGCCGGGGAAACUCCACCGACUCUCAGCUGUUAUUGUCGCCGUCACAGCCCGUCUGCAUCCUCCAUCAGCCGGCUGCUCUUUAACUCGACCCGCGGUCUUCUCCGGUAGGCCUGACGUAGCACCAUGGAGGAGUUAGACGUUCCACAGAUGAGGAGAGAAGUGGAAAGCCUUCAGUAUCAGCUGGCAAUCAACAGAGAGAAAUCUUCCAUCACCGUUACUGAGCUGGUGAAGUGGAUCGAGGGUUGUGUUUGUGAAGAUCCAUUUCUGAACCCUGAGCUGAUGAGAGCCAACCCCUGGGUGGAGAAGGGCAAGUGUGUGAUCCUCUAGUGGUCACACACACACACACACACACACGCACAUGGAGACACACAAUCACGGAUGCAUAUAAACUAAAGAAUCAUGCACUCCCACGUCACGUUGCACUAUCUCACCCAUACUCUUUCUCUCUCUCUCUCUCUCACACACACACACACACACACACACAUGCGCGCACACACACACAAUAUUGCUAUUAUCAUGUUUAUUUAUUGGGAGACUCCUGAAUGCUUUUAAUUUAUGUGAAGACUACUGUGUGUGUGUGAGUGUGCAGCACUGAGUAGCUUUCUAGAGGUUUGUUUUGAUGGACUGCUGAGAAAUGUUCAACAACACGUUUUUAUUGGCUCUUUACACUGUCAAUCAAAAUAAAGACUGUUUUGAAUUUAA
Messenger RNA from Epinephelus fuscoguttatus (brown-marbled grouper), 976 nucleotides. RefSeq names its product guanine nucleotide-binding protein G(I)/G(S)/G(O) subunit gamma-13-like. Gene Ontology annotation, biological process: sensory perception of taste; phospholipase C-activating G protein-coupled receptor signaling pathway. The transcript is spliced from 3 exons. Gene Ontology annotation, cellular component: heterotrimeric G-protein complex. Lineage: Eukaryota; Metazoa; Chordata; Actinopteri; Perciformes; Serranidae. Bases 398 to 601 code for a protein of 67 amino acids. Gene Ontology annotation, molecular function: G-protein beta-subunit binding. The record is from RefSeq and is a predicted model, not a curated record.